Messenger RNA from Tupaia belangeri chinensis (Chinese tree shrew), 5210 nucleotides. RefSeq names its product DnaJ heat shock protein family (Hsp40) member C6 (gene DNAJC6). NCBI's taxonomy places the organism in Eukaryota, Metazoa, Chordata, Mammalia, Scandentia, Tupaiidae. The coding region runs from base 220 to 2961 and encodes 913 amino acids. Gene Ontology annotation, cellular component: postsynaptic density; intracellular membrane-bounded organelle; cytoplasm. Gene Ontology annotation, biological process: clathrin-dependent endocytosis; synaptic vesicle uncoating; dephosphorylation. Gene Ontology annotation, molecular function: clathrin binding. The transcript is spliced from 19 exons. The record is from RefSeq and is a predicted model, not a curated record.
GUUUACGUCUGCCUUCAUCCCCAUCCUUUCCGCUCCAGCAUAAGCAAAAUUAUAACCCCGCACACCGACUUGCAUGCAAUGAUCAUCACCCGGGUGCUCCUCCGUUGAGAGACUUCGCCCCAGAGACCAUUGGCUGUCUGUGAAUGACAAAUCAAAAGUCGCGGUUGCAGAAUCAGCCAGACUUACCUGCUCAUUUGCAGCAGAGGGAGGAAGCAGAGAAUGAAAGAUUCUGAAAAUAAAGGUGCCUCAUCUCCAGACAUGGAGCCCAGCUAUGGGGGAGGCCUCUUUGACAUGGUGAAAGGAGGUGCAGGAAGGCUCUUCAGUAACCUAAAGGACAAUUUGAAAGACACCCUCAAAGACACAUCUUCCAGAGUCAUACAAUCCGUCACCAGCUACACAAAGGGAGAUUUAGACUUCACGUAUGUGACCUCCAGAAUUAUUGUGAUGUCCUUUCCUCUGGACAAUGUUGACAUAGGAUUCAGGAAUCAGGUUGAUGAUAUUCGAAGCUUUUUGGAUUCCAGACAUCUUGACCACUACACAGUGUACAAUCUGUCACCCAAGUCUUAUCGAACUGCCAAAUUUCACAGCCGGGUCUCAGAAUGCAGUUGGCCUAUCAGGCAAGCUCCCAGUCUGCACAACCUCUUUGCUGUGUGCCGGAACAUGUAUAACUGGCUACUACAGAAUCCCAAAAACGUCUGUGUUGUCCACUGCUUGGAUGGACGGGCAGCAUCAUCAAUUCUGGUUGGUGCUAUGUUCAUUUUCUGUAAUCUCUACUCUGCUCCUGGCCCAGCUAUUCGGUUGCUGUAUGCAAAGCGACCAGGAAUCGGACUCUCACCGUCCCAUAGGAGGUACCUGGGCUACAUGUGUGAUCUACUAGCAGAUAAACCCUACCGCCCUCACUUCAAGCCCCUCACGAUUAAGUCGAUCACUGUUAGUCCAAUCCCCUUUUUUAAUAAACAGAGAAAUGGCUGUCGCCCUUACUGUGAUGUACUGAUUGGAGAAACCAAAAUAUAUACAACCUGUACAGAUUUUGAACGGAUGAAGGAAUACCGUGUCCAAGAUGGAAAAAUCUUCAUUCCCUUGAACAUCACUGUGCAGGGAGAUGUGGUAGUUUCCAUGUAUCACUUGAGGUCAACCAUCGGGAGCCGGCUGCAGGCUAAGGUGACUAACACACAGAUAUUCCAGCUUCAGUUUCAUACUGGAUUCAUACCACUGGACACAACAGUCUUAAAGUUCACCAAGCCCGAGUUAGAUGCAUGUGAUGUACCAGAGAAAUACCCUCAGCUGUUCCAGGUGACACUGGAUGUAGAACUACAGCCCCAUGACAAAGUGAUAGACUUAACCCCACCUUGGGAACAUUACUGCACUAAAGAUGUCAACCCCAGCAUCCUCUUCUCUUCUCACCAGGAGCAUCAGGAUACGCUGGCCUUAGGAGGACAGGCUCCAGUAGAUAUGCCUCCAGAUAACCCCAGGCAUGUUGGGCAAGGUGGCUUCUUCGCUUCUCUCUGUUGGCAAGACCAGAAAUCAGAGAAAUCAUUCUGUGAGGAGGACCACGCAGCCCUUGUGAAUCAGGAAAGCGAGCAGUCAGACGAUGAGCUCCUCACCCUUUCCAGUCCACAUGGCAAUGCCAAUGGUGAUAAGCAUCAUGGAGCAAAGAGGCCUAGCAAAAAGCAGCAGGAGCCAGCGGCCCCUCCACCCCCUGAGGACGUGGAUCUUCUGGGCCUUGAAGGAUCUGCAGUGAGUAAGAACUUCUCUCCGCCACCGGCUCCUCCCACCAAUACUGAACUACUGAGUGACCUGUUUGGGAGUGGAGGUGCGACAGGUCCUUCUCCUGCUGGUCAGUCUGGGGUGGAAGAUGUAUUUCAUCCUAGUGGACCUGCGUCAACCCAGUCAACGCCACGCCGUUCUGCCACCUCCACCUCCGCAUCCCCAACCCUACGAGUAGGAGAAGGUGCCACCUUUGACCCAUUUGGAGCACCUUCCAAACCAUCAGGUCAAGAUUUGCUUGGUUCUUUUCUGAACACAUCCAGUGCUUCCAGUGACCCCUUUCUUCAGCCUACAAGAAGUCCUUCACCUACAGUGCAUGCUUCUAGUACACCCGCUGUGAACAUUCAGCCAGAUGUUGCAGGAGGUUGGGACUGGCAUACUAAACCAGGAGGUUUUGGAAUGGGAAGUAAGUCAGCUGCCACCAGCCCAACAGGAUCCUCACAUGGCACUCCCAUUCAUCACAACAAACCCCAGACUCUGGAUCCUUUUGCCGACCUUGGAACCCUAGGUAGUUCUUCAUUCGCCAGCAAACCCACCACACCAACUGGGUUGGGUGGAGGGUUUCCGCCUCUCAGCUCGCCACAGAAAGCAUCUCCCCAGCCUAUGGGUGGAGGGUGGCAGCAGGGAGGUGGCUACAACUGGCAGCAGUCACAGUCUAAGCCACAGCCCGGCAUGCCACACUCAUCUCCCCAGAACCGACCCAACUACAAUGUGAGCUUCUCAGCCAUGCCUGGGGCUCAGGCUGAACGUGGAAAAGGAUCAGCUAAUCUGGAAGGAAAACAAAAAGCAGCUGACUUUGAAGAUCUACUCUCUAGUCAAGGUUUCAAUGCUCACAAGGACAAAAAGGGCCCUCGAACAAUAGCUGAAAUGAGAAAGGAGGAGAUGGCUAAGGAAAUGGAUCCUGAGAAAUUAAAGAUCCUGGAAUGGAUUGAAGGCAAAGAGAGAAAUAUCAGAGCCCUUCUCUCCACGAUGCACACAGUGCUAUGGGCUGGGGAGACCAAGUGGAAGCCUGUUGGCAUGGCAGACCUGGUAACACCAGAGCAGGUGAAGAAGGUGUACAGAAAGGCUGUCCUGGUGGUCCACCCAGAUAAAGCUACUGGGCAACCCUAUGAACAAUAUGCAAAGAUGAUUUUCAUGGAGCUAAAUGAUGCCUGGUCUGAAUUUGAAAACCAAGGCCAAAAGCCCUUGUAUUAACCUAUGAGCUCUCCCUUUCUGCUGCAGACUGUGCUAAUGCUUAGUGUGUGUCACGGUUCCAAGGUUUUCACAGAUGAACCAAAAAUUCCAGUAACAUGUUUUCAGUACUAAAACUGUUAAACCAUGGAUUUUUUUUUUUUUCAUUGAUAAGGGAGGUGGACAUUUGGUUCCUCUAAGUCCUCACCAUAAAAGGUCCCAAGCAGGAAAGGAACUUUCAGUGUGAUGACCUUGCAGAGUUAACAACAUUCCAGCCUGUCCUUUGGGGAAGUAUUCUCAGCAUUUUGUCUGGGAGAAAUGGAAAAUAAGAGGCCACCAAAGGUGAAGGCACAACAUCCAUCUCAUUGUCUGGGAAUAGGGUUAAUGAGGUAAAGUUAUGAUAAUAGGAUGACAUGGUAGUUUUGCAUAAUGGUCUUUAGAUUUUCUUGGAAAGGUAUCAUUGGAGCAAUGACUUUACACAGAAUUUAGGAACAGAAUUUCCAAUUAUUAUUUUUUCUUUUAAUGAAAAUUUCCUGCGGUCUUUAGCCUAACACUGUAUAUGUCUAUUGGUCAAAACAACUAACAAAUAUUAAAAAAAAAAAAAAAAACUUGCGUUGUGAAAAAUAAUUGUACUGCAAUCCAGUGAUUAUCACAACUAUUCCUGGAUAAGCUAAAAAUGAGUGAAAGAAAAUAGGGAUUGGGAAAGGUAUAAAUCUUUAUUCCCGGUCAGGGCAUUGGGCUGCUACUUUUUUUUUUUCCUUUUUGAAAACUGUGGUUGGUUAAAGAAAAAUAUCCGAAUACCAUAACAACAACUCUAAAUCUGAUUUGAAACUUCUAAUUUUGCCAUAAGGUUUAAUGUUUUUGUUUGUUUGUUUGCUUUUUUUUUUUUUUUUUUUUGCUUAAUCUAGAAAAUGGUUUUAGCUGGAAACAGAUUCUAAAGUAUUUGGCCCAGUCACAAUUUAUCAGGACCAAUACCUAGAAAGCUCUUCAGGUUUGUGAGCAGUUGUGGUAAGAGAAUAGAAGACAACACUGAAUACUCGUCAGUUCCAGUGGCAAGGCUGUGCUCACCUUUGGGCCAGAUCAGAUGGUGUGUCAGUAUUUGCUUUGCGGAACCAGAUCUCUCUCCCCACCUGGAGAACCUGGACCCCUUGGAUGAUUACAGUGUCAUUUGUUUUAAAAGAGUCCACAGAAGAACAUUCACAUAGGGACAUCUGCGAAAGCAAAAAGAAUGAAACCCUUCCUGGUCUCAAACUGGUUGGACUUCAGUUCAGCGUUUUGGCUGGUUCUGAUUUUUGAGGGGUAAGCAGUUUGCUCUCCUGUGAUGUUAAGUAGAUUUCUUUUGGUUUGCACAUACACAGUGUGCAGUAUAUUUACAUAUAUAUGCAAUGCAGAUGGGCAAAAAAAAAAAUUCAUGUUAAUCUUAAAAAGUUCCUGCUCAAUAUUGUGAAAAGCUUUCAGAGUUGUUUUUAAAAGACAAUCAUUUUUGUUUGUUUUAAUUUCUUCGUGGCAAAUCGUACCAGAAAAGCAGCAUGUCAAAAAUCCUUUAGGUUCACAUAGAUUGAUCUCUCUUUCUCUCUAUUUUUUUUUUUUUAACUUUGGUUACAAAGGUUCAUUAUUUAUUUUACCUUUUACUGACAAUGUGAAACCCACAGAAAAUAUUCUCUUUUUAAAAUAUACAGCUGUAAACUGUUCAAGGUAACCGUAACAAACUAGGUGUUAUUUAUUAACGUAUUAUAAAAUAAUGUUUGAUCCAGUAUGUGCUUGUCUUAUUUAAAAUUGGAAUGUGAGACAUGUUUCUGUGACCUGUUUUUUUUCUUACUCAUAUUUGUAGAUAUUAUGUGAACUACCGUAGACAACGAUAAUAAUUAAAAGGAUAUUAUGUGGAUGUCUCGUACAUUUUGAAAUGAUAGAAUUAUAUUAGCUUUGUAUCAUGUUUGGAUAAUUCGCCAAUGUUCACAGUUUAAAACAUCAUUAAACAUUAUGUAAUUAGCAGUGAGAAAGAAUCUUACUUAACUAAAUUUGGGGGUUUCCCCCACAUCUCUUUCCUGGAUACAUUAUAAUUCUGGACCCUUCUAUAUCUCAAAACUCUUAACAUAUGCAGACCCACGGGUGUUUGCGUUCCUCUUAAAUAACUGGUUGUGACUGAGCUUGUUGAUGAGAUUUACUGUUUCAUUCAUAUUUAUUGUAAUAUAUUUUUUGUUUUGUAAAUAUGUUACAACAAAAUGUGAUUGGUCUAAAAUAUUUGUAAUGUAUAGUAAAAGACUCAAAAAAUA